Phalaenopsis equestris is the source of this 1926-nucleotide messenger RNA. RefSeq lists its product as uncharacterized. The coding region runs from base 150 to 1565 and encodes 471 amino acids. NCBI's taxonomy places the organism in Eukaryota, Viridiplantae, Streptophyta, Magnoliopsida, Asparagales, Orchidaceae. The transcript is spliced from 5 exons. The record is from RefSeq and is a predicted model, not a curated record.
AUAUUUGUUUACACGGGCACAGCCAUUCAUAUAUCUUUUAGUUUGUGGUACGCGUACCGUCCGCCAUCGACGCUCGCAUCCUGCGUCGGUUUCGACUGCUCUAAGUCCCAUUUGUUUAUUCAAUUCACACUCCGCAGGUUACAGCUGUGAUGGGGAAACGUAAAAGAUCCAAGAAUAAGGAAUCUGGAGGUGUGAAUGUGUCCGAGAAGAAGAACAAGAAUGAUGACGGCCAGAUAGAGGAAGACACAAAGGCUGCCCCUGGAUCAGCUGAUGCCUUGGCCCAUGCCCCUGCUCCUGCUUCUGCACGUGGCUCUGGCCCGGUCGCUAAUAGUAUCAAAGGUGAAGCUAGUGCAGCGAAGGAGAGCAAGGAAGCUAGUGCAGGGAAGAAGGGUAAGGAACCUGCCAGCAUGGAAAAUAGGGGGAGUGAGCUCAGGGAGAGCGCAGGUUUCAUCUUUAUGUGCAGUACAAAGACAAAGCCUGAGUGCUAUAGGCAUCAAGUUUUUGGCCUUCCCAAGGGGAAACUGGAGCUUGUGGAGAAGAUUAGGCCUGGAACAAGGCUGUUCCUUUUCGAUUUUGACCAUAAGCUGAUGUAUGGCGUCUACAGGUCUUCUUCCAAGGGGGGCUUUAAUUUAGUGCCCAAUGCCUUUGGAGGGAAUUUCCCAGCACAGGUGAAGUUCAAGAUUGAUGAGGAUUGUCUUCCACUUCCUGAGAGUGUUUUCAGACUUGCCAUAAAAGAAAAUUAUAAUUCAAAGAAUAAAUUCAAACCGGAUCUCAAUUCUAAGCAGGUUCGAAAUUUAUUGGCAUUAUUCCGUCCCAUUGAUGCUGCUCCACAACCAGCUCCUCUGCGGUUUGUUGAGGAUCGCCGGCCUCCAACCUCUGCAUAUCUGCCAUCACUUGAGGAGUCCUACGGGUCUGGGCACCUGCCACCUGUGCCUGCAGUGAUCGAGCCUUACAGACCUGCUCCUCUUCCUGCGGCAGAGGAUCCUUAUAGAUCUGGAGUCAUAAUGCGUGCCCCAUAUGCUACAGCACCAACUCAUGUAGCUGUGCAGGUGGACCCUUACCGAAGUGGAGCUGUAGUACAUGGUCCACUUUCUGUGGAUUCCAGAUAUGUUGUUCAAGCACCUAUUUCUGCUCCAAAUGACCCAUAUGCACGAGCACCCCAAUAUGUGCUGGUUGAUGCACGGCAUCUUCAGUCAGCUCCUGCGCCUGUUGAUACUUAUCCCCGCACGCUGCCAAACGAUUCAUUUCGUCAGCCAUUAGGCUGGCGCUCUUACUAUGAAACCCAGAUUCCUAUGGAGCGUUACAGGUCUCAAGUUACAACACCGUUAGUAGAAUAUCUGCCUUCGCCAGCAGCUGAAGGCGAACUUGAAUCUCGUGCAGGUCAGCUCUCUCGAACUGAGCAAAUCAUUAGGAGCCACCCAAUUUCUGGGCUGGCUCCUCAACAGAGUUAUUUGGCUUCAGUUUACGGUGAUGGUGCCAGACCCGAUGUGCCAAGAAAGGAUGAGAUGCCCAAUGGAUCUUCCUCACGCUAUUCGUUUGCUAGUGCUGCUCCAGCAUUCCGUUGAAAAGCAAACUUUUCUUGUAUCUGCUACUUUGAAAUCCACAUUUAGUAUAAUUGGAUGAAGAAUCUGUUUAAUCACAGCCUGCAUAGCGUUGUCAUAGAGAUCUGCUACCUCUAGACAUCUGGUCUGAUUUUUCCAGACUCUCAUCAGAUCGAUUCCAUCGACAUAUCUGCUUAGACUGUUUGAGUUUUGUUGCUGUAGUUUUUCUAUUUGAGCCGUGUCUAUAUAUUAUUUUUGGCACUGUUCGAAUGAUGAUAGAUCUUACCUUAACUUAGGUGGAAUACUUCUUCUCUAGCUUAAUCAUUGGCAUAUGCAUGAUCAUACGUGCUAAUGUUAGUGAAUAUAAUGUCAUAUUGCGCCCGCA